Betta splendens (Siamese fighting fish) is the source of this 952-nucleotide messenger RNA. It is a transcript of the gene fthl27, whose product is annotated as ferritin, heavy polypeptide-like 27. The transcript is spliced from 4 exons. NCBI's taxonomy places the organism in Eukaryota, Metazoa, Chordata, Actinopteri, Anabantiformes, Osphronemidae. Gene Ontology annotation, cellular component: cytoplasm. The record is from RefSeq and is a predicted model, not a curated record. The coding region runs from base 183 to 713 and encodes 176 amino acids. Gene Ontology annotation, molecular function: ferrous iron binding; ferric iron binding. Gene Ontology annotation, biological process: intracellular iron ion homeostasis; iron ion transport.
GCGCCAUUUUAAAGCAGGGAAGUGACACACAGGAGUUCUUGCUUCAACAGUGAUUGAACGGAACUUCUUCCUUCCAACAGCAACCUUUUUCUUGACUACUUCGUUUUUUUAGUUCAGAUCACUACCAAAGUCUUUAUUUUUGUACUAUUUUGUCAAUAAAAGCAAGAAAACCAGCCGCUGAAAUGGAGUCCCAAGUGCGUCAGAACUACCACCGCGACUGUGAGGCCGCCAUCAACAGGAUGGUGAACAUGGAGAUGUUUGCGUCCUACACCUACACCUCCAUGGGCUUUUACUUCUGUCGUGAUGACGUGGCCCUUCCAGGUUUUGCUCACUUCUUCAAGCAUGAGAGUCAUGAAGAGAGGGAGCACGCUGAGAAGCUGCUGUCCUUCCAGAACAAGAGAGGAGGACGCAUCUUCCUCCAGGACAUCAAGAAACCAGACCGUGAUGAGUGGGGCAGUGGGCUGGAGGCCAUGCAGUGUGCUCUUCAGCUGGAGAAGAACGUCAACCAGGCUCUGCUGGACCUGCACAAACUGGCCUCUCAGCAUCAAGACCCCCAUCUGUGUGACUUCCUAGAGACCCACUACCUGAAUGAACAGGUGGAGGCCAUCAAGAAACUGGGUGACCACAUCACCAACCUCACCAAGAUGGAUGCUCAGAACAACAAGAUGGCAGAGUACCUGUUUGACAAGCACACCCUGGAGGGCAAGAGCUAAAUGUGCUGGUUCAGAACUGAGCCUGGCCUCAUCGACACACAAGCUUCAUCUCGAUUAAACAUGAUCUUCUGUCGGCUCUGCUUUAAUAAAGCUCUCCUCUUUAGUAGCGGUGCUACUGUUUAUUUUAAAUGUCAUAUUAGUAACUGCCUUAUUUCACUCUUGGGCUUUCUCUUUGACAUUUUUAAAAAACAUUAUUCAUAAUUUCUGACCUGGUAAUCUGAAUAAACAUUUGAGCUGGA